AGCUUCUGAUUCUUGGCAUUCAAACACAGACAGCACAAUGUCAGAGACAAAAGAACACUUCAUCCUGUUCCCAUUCAUGGCAGAAGGCCAUAUAAUCCCUUUCUUGGCUUUAGCCCUUCGACUCGUGGAGAAAAAGGGUUGCACCAUAACCUUUAUCAACACCCCUCUCAACAUCAAGAAAAUCAGUGCCAAGCUCCCUCCAAACCCUUAUAUGCGCCUUGUUGAAAUCCCUUUCAACCCCACCGACCAUGGCCUCCCUGCAGAUGCAGAGAACACCAACUCUCUUCCUUACCAUCUUAUCCUCAGUCUUUUCGAAGCUUCUGAUUCCUUUAAACCCAUUAUAAGAAAACUCAUCCACAACAUUUUCCACGAAGAAAAUGGUUGUCCUCCACCACAUUGUUUUAUCUCCGACUUGUAUUUUGGGUGGUGCGCCGAUAUUGCCCACGAGUUUGGCAUGUUCCACACCAUGUUUUCCGUGGUUGGAGCCUUUGGCAUGGCUUGUUAUUUCUCCAUUUGUCUGAACUUUCCGCAGAGGAAAGCGGAAUCUGAGGAAUUCACAUUACCUGAUUUUCCUGAAGCAUCUACUAUUCACAUAUCACAGCUCUCACAAAGUCUUAAGGCGGCUGAUGGUAACGAUGCUUUUUCACGGUACAUGACAAAACUGAUUCCUCAGUGUCUGAAUUCCGAUGGAAUGUUGGUUAAUACGGUGGAGGGACUUGACACUAUUGGACUGGACUACUUCAGGCGAAGGUUCAACAAGCCGAUUUGGGCAGUGGGGCCACUUCUUCUACCUCCAUCAGGCGAAAGGCGAGUUGCGAAAGACUCUCAAAACUCUCCAGAGUUUAUCACAAGUUGGCUUGAUUCGAAACCUCCCAAGUCUGUGUUAUACAUAUCCUUUGGGUCGCAGAAUACGAUGUCUAUUUCCCAGAUGAUGCAACUAGCUAUGGGAUUGGAUGUUAGUGGCAAGAAUUUCAUUUGGGUUGUCCGACCACCUAUGGAGUAUGACAUAAAUUCAGAAUUCAACUUCAAGGAAUGGUUGCCAGAGGGAUUUGCACAGAAGAUUAGAGAUCAAAAGAGAGGGCUGAUUCUGGAUAAAUGGGCACCCCAGAAAGAAAUCCUAUCCCAUGAAGCAACUUCCGCCUUCUUAAGUCAAUGCGGAUGGAAUUCAGUGCUGGAAUGCCUUAUCCACGGCAAGCCUUUGAUUGGGUGGCCAAUGGCAACAGAACAGUUCUACACUGCUAAGCAAAUGGUAGAGCAAGUUGGGGUUUGUGUGGAGGUGGCAAGGGGGAAGACCUGCGAGGUUAAGCAUGAAGACAUAGCUGCAAAGAUUGAGUUGGUGAUGAAUGAGACCGAGAAAGCUGGGAAAACAAUGAGAAGGAAAGCUCUUGAGGCCAGAGAAAUUCUUUUUGAUGCCCUGAAAGAUGAGGAUGGUUAUAAAGGGUCGUCUGUCAAAGCCAUGGAUGACUUCUUGAGCGCUGCAGAGUUGAUGAGUGACGAGACAGAGGGGACCAAACAUUUGAAGAGCCUCAACGAUGAUUAGUUUCAGAUAUACAAUAAAAUCAAGGGGUUUAAGAACCUGGGAAUGGAUGAUCGAGCGAUUUAAUUUCAAACUAUAUUUCUUUCGGCUUUAUCGUUUAAGGCAGUAAAAUAAAAUGCAACAUUGCAACUCUUCGAAGGUGCGCCUCAAAGAAUUUAAUUGGGUUUAUAUCUUAAUUAACUCUAAUUUGGUCAGUG
Molecule: messenger RNA, 1734 nt
Organism: Juglans microcarpa x Juglans regia
Lineage: Eukaryota; Viridiplantae; Streptophyta; Magnoliopsida; Fagales; Juglandaceae
Product: UDP-glycosyltransferase 92A1-like
Exons: 1
Coding region: 38-1540 (500 amino acids)
Molecular function (GO): UDP-glycosyltransferase activity
Source: RefSeq, a predicted model, not a curated record